Molecule: messenger RNA, 855 nt
Organism: Ustilago hordei
Lineage: Eukaryota; Fungi; Basidiomycota; Ustilaginomycetes; Ustilaginales; Ustilaginaceae
Product: putative TIM-barrel enzyme, possibly a dioxygenase
Exons: 4
Coding region: 1-855 (284 amino acids)
Molecular function (GO): catalytic activity
Source: RefSeq, a predicted model, not a curated record
AUGUCAUAUUCGGAACCGCCGAAAGAUGGCAGGGAAGCAGCAGAAAGGCUUCAGGCCACUGUCAAAAGCGGCAAGCCCAUCAUUGGUUCUGGUGCCGGUAUUGGCCUUACCGCCAAGUUUGUCGAAAAAGGUGGAGUGAAUUCCUUCAGCCUUUAUAACUCCGGCAGGUAUCGCAUGGCUGGGCGCGGUUCGCUGGCGGGUCUGAUGCCAUACGGCGAUGCGAAUGCCAUCGUGGUCGAAAUGGCAGCCGAAGUCCUUCCAGUCAUCUCGCACACUCCUGUCCUCGCCGGAGUUUGUGCUUCGGAUCCAUUCCGAUCGAUUCCCAAGUUUCUUCGCCAACUCAAGGAUAUCGGCUUCGUAGGCGUGCAAAACUUUCCCACGGUUGGCUUGAUUGACGGUAACUUCCGACAGAACCUCGAGGAAACAGGAAUGGGCUAUAACAGGGAGGUGGAGCUCAUGGAGGAAGCCAAGAAGCUCGGGUUGCUCACCACACCAUACGUAUUUAAUGUGGAAGAGGCCGACAAGAUGGCAAGUGUCGGGGUCGAUGUCUGUGUGGCUCACAUGGGUUUGACGACCAGCGGCAGUAUCGGAGCUCAGACUGCCAUGAGCUUGGACGAUGCUGUCAAGCUGACCUCCGAGAUCACCGCCAAAGUUCAUUCCAUCUCGCCUGAUACCAUGGUUCUUGUGCAUGGCGGACCCGUGGCAUCUGCUUCUGACGCUCAGUACGUCCUCGAGCGCGUUCCUGGUCUGGCAGGUUUCUACGGCGCUUCAAGUAUGGAAAGACUUCCCGUCGAAGUGGCUUUGGAAGAUAGCAUGAAGGAGUUUAAAGGCCUCAAGGCCUCAUCAUCGAAGUGA